AUGGCACUGCCAGCAUUACCCCGUGCAGCCAGCGCUGGGCACUUGCAAAGGAACACAGGGCCUCACCAGAAGGCUCAGGGAAAGGACAGAGAGACGAAAGCAAGAACCCUGCUGGAGGCCUUGCCACAUGCUCUUGGCCACUCACAGAAAGAUCUCUUCCAAAGUCCCUUGCGCGAUGGACGCCGACGCUCUGCACCCCAAGCCUUGUCGCAAAGUCAACCACUGGGCUCUCGACCUACCACCUCCGCAUCUGCAGCAACAACUCGCGCGCAGUCGUCGUCCUCGGCAUUUGCAAAGCAGUGCAGAAAGAUGGCGCGGAAAGAGGUGACCCCAGCAAUCAAGUUUGAUCAGGCCUUCGACAUGGCAUACCGGCUGGCAGUAAAAAGGUUGGCCGCUGACAGAAGGCAAGGGCAAGUCUCACUGAACAAAAAUGCCUCCCAAUUCUCAGAAGUUGGUGGCAAGAGUGGAAAGUUGCCAUUUGUGCGCUCCAAAGAAGAGUCGCUAUGGGCUGUUCAUGUCUUGCGCAAGAUUGGGGAGAAGUUAACUGCAGAGGAGGGUCAAGCCAACAAAUCACGGCGCCGGAGUUCUGUCGAGCAAAGCUUCAAGGGCUUUGGAGAUGUCGUGUUUGCAGCACAACUGGCAAGGAAAGAGAUGAUGAUGGGCACAUCUCCGAAAUCCGAGAAGGCUGGUACUGAAUUACGCAGGAACUCCUGUAGAACAGGAUCCUUCAGGAAAUCUUCAGUCACAACAUUGCUGAAGCGGUAUCCCAGUCACACAGAGCUCAGUACUGAGUUGGAGCUGAAGGAAAUCUUGAACCCUCCUGAUGCGGCCAGUAUGCAUACUCGUUUCAGAGUUGACGAUAUUGCGUCUUUCCCUCAUUCUGAGCUCGUACGCAUCACAGAGGCCUUCUACAGGUUUAAGAGCAUCGGAAGCUCCGAUAUUGACGCGGAUGACUUGGAAAAGGUGUUGAGCCACUUGGGUUACCUCAAGAUCGAUCCGCAGGAGAUUGCAGAGACUACACAGAAGUUGACAAAGUUUAGCACCUUAGAUUAUGAGGAGUACAUGCGCUUCAUGCGUGCAUAUACUUCAUAUGAGCGCUCUGAAGUGCAACGAGUCUUCAGAGCGUUUGACGAAGACGGAUCUGGCUCACUGGACACCGAAGAAAUUGAGCAGGUCAUGUGUUCCUUCAACAUCACUCCCUUCAGGUCCACAGUGGAAUCUGCCAUCGCUGUUGUGGAUGAAGACUGCACAGGGACAGUGGAGUUUCAUGAGUUUGUCCACUUGCUGACUAUAUACAUGAAGACAGAAGGAUUUACACGACACGAAGUCAAGGACCUUUACUCCGUUUUUUGGCAGUUUGCUUUGACCUCUUCCCACCCAGUGGCCGCCAACGCAAACUCAGCAACCUCUGCGAACACGCACCUGCGGGAGAUACCAGCAGCGCGCCUGCGCGAUGCUCUCAUGGAUGUGUUUGGCCCGCAGUCUGCUGACUUCGCGGCCAAGAUUGUGAAUCGCGUGAUCCGUCAAAUGGAGAAAAAGAAGGAGGAAAAGGUCGCCAAACGUGCUUUGCGAGAUGGCGGUGGUCAGAAGCCAGAAGAGCAGGGUAUGAAGUUUCGAGAGUUUCUUUUGGUGGCUCGACGUUUGAGAGAAGCUGAGAUCGAGGAGUACCGAAGAAUCUUCGAGAAGAUCUCAACGCCAACAGGUUGCUUGAAACAAGGUGACUUGGGAAGACUGUUGCAGCACUUUGGCUACAUGCCUUUGCAGGUAGACAUCGAUGAUUUGCUGGAAAGGAACAAUAUGCAGGAGGAGCAGGUUGACCUGGAGCGCUUUGUGGCCCUGGUCCAAGAUUUCAAUCGCACGGAUGGCUUUAGUCGGAAGGACCUUAGCACUAUCCACGAGGCCUUUUGCUUGUUCGAUGAAGGCACAGGUCAGAUCGAUGUCCUCCAGGUGGCUGCAAUGCUCCGAUGGAUGGGUUACAGCAUCGAACAUGACCGAGCCGACAGCUAUUUCCAAGCAGUGAACUAUAAGGGUGAAUCACUUCUGGGAUUUGUGCCGCUGCUUCGCCUUAUGAGACUUCAUCGAGAGGACAACGUUCGCCGCAUUCGGGACGUCUUCGAACAGCACUGCAAUGAUGAGUUGGUCAUCAAGCAGGAGCGGCUAAAGAAGGCUUUGACGCAGCUUGACCGCCGAGCCAGUGUCAGCGUCAUUGGCACCUGCUUGAAAGGUGUCCCCAACACGGGCCGUAUCGACUUCGAAGACUUCGUGAAAGUCAUGGAUUACAUGCAGACGUCUUCAAUACCGCAAACCAGGAAGCAGGCUGGCUUCACAGAGGAUGAGGUCAACGUUUUCCGGCAAUCCUUCGAAAAGUAUGACUUGGAUGGGAAUGGCAAACUGGCUCGAGAGGAACUGUCACCAUUGUUGGCUGACAUCAAUAUUAGUAUGCGAACAGUUGAAGAUCAACGCCGAUUCUUGACGUUGCUGGAAGAUGCGCGAAAAGAAGCAUUGCAUUGUGGUGCCACUGUCGAAGAAGUUGGUGAACCUGGCUCUCCAGGUAUUGCCUUCUGGACAUUUAUUCACUUGAUGAGGUUGCUCCAGACCCAGCAAGAUGUGGAGGCAACCCAGGAACACCGCUGCAAGCAUAGCUUCAACGAAAAAGAGUUGGAGGAGCUUCGAGUGAUUUUCAGGACAUGGUGCGCUGUCUUUCUGGAUGACAUGAAGAAAUUUGCGUUGGACUUUGCUGACGACAUCCGCGUAAACAGUGGCGAUAUUGACACAAUGGAUGAUUCAGAGUUGAAGCUGUCCUUUGACACCCUGGAGCUUCUGUUCAGACAGCUCGGAGUGCCCAUCACGCCUACUCACAUGAAGCAGCUGAAGGGCAAGAUGAUCUUGGAUCCUCAGAAUGGACUGCCUGUCCACGAGCGAGCUUAUUUGGUGGAUUGCAACGGAUUUUUUCGGCUCUUGGCCUUUAUGUUGGAUUCCAACUUCGCAGGUCUCCGGGAGACGUCAGAGGAAAUUGCGCAAGCACCAGCUGGAGUUCUGGGGGACUUUGAGUAG
Cladocopium goreaui is the source of this 3054-nucleotide messenger RNA. The record is from the annotation of a GenBank genome assembly. Lineage: Eukaryota; Dinophyceae; Suessiales; Symbiodiniaceae.